Messenger RNA from Colletotrichum orchidophilum, 819 nucleotides. RefSeq lists its product as uncharacterized. The transcript is spliced from 2 exons. The coding region runs from base 1 to 819 and encodes 272 amino acids. NCBI's taxonomy places the organism in Eukaryota, Fungi, Ascomycota, Sordariomycetes, Glomerellales, Glomerellaceae. The record is from RefSeq and is a predicted model, not a curated record.
AUGUCUCAACCAGCACAGCAGCCACAGGACCCUACCAUCCUCACAGCCGACGAAACGCUCCAGGUUGCAAAAUGCUGCCAAUUGGUGGAAGACGAGUCCCUGCGAAAGGAGGAGUCGGACAAGAAGACCACAGGGGAAGACGCAGCUGGUUUCCGGCUUAUAGACGAAAUCGACGAGACUUUGAAACCCCAUACUCUGCAUGUGCUUGAACCUGCUCUCGAUUACUUGCGAAAAAAGCUCCCAGAGAAUGAGAACACCCCAAGGGUGGACGUUGUUCUUCAUCUUAAAACGAUACAGGAGAUCUCCCGGGAAUGUCAGCCGGACUCCCUGGAGGCGACAAUUGAAGCCUUCAAUAACAAGCAUUCUAUCGACUCGGGGCAGGGGUUCAAGCUACUUAAAUUUGGGCACCGGGAACUCCACGACCAGGUCCACCAGCCUGAAGGUGACGCGCCGGCUUCCAUUCAACAACAUAGUAAUGAGACCUGUGUAGAGGCCGACUGCAUUCGUUCGUCUCUGAGAUGCUUGUUCGGCCGCAUUGUACCACGUUCAUUGCCCGGUGGGGACACGCUGUAUGACGUAUUGCCUUACCUCCCAAUAAUGGUGGUGCUUCGGCAGAAAGGAAGUCACGAGCACAACGACGAGGGCAUAGAGCAACCCCGUCGGCGCAGACAAGAUGCUGCAGUUGGCGGAAAUAUGGAACCGUAUGCUCAAGAGAGAGGCCGGACUAUACCCCGUCUGCACAGAGAAGAUGCCACUCUUGGCGAAAAUACGGAAGUCUCUAUUGAAGAGGAAAACGAAUCCCACAGGCGCUCGGAGUGA